Molecule: messenger RNA, 2286 nt
Organism: Oryzias melastigma (Indian medaka)
Lineage: Eukaryota; Metazoa; Chordata; Actinopteri; Beloniformes; Adrianichthyidae
Gene: ush1ga
Product: Usher syndrome 1Ga (autosomal recessive)
Exons: 4
Coding region: 381-1799 (472 amino acids)
Biological process (GO): sensory perception of light stimulus; equilibrioception; sensory perception of sound
Molecular function (GO): protein binding
Source: RefSeq, a predicted model, not a curated record
UACUGCAUGAGAUAACUUUAGUGAUUUUUUUCUUCAUAUAUUCCCAUUUCUUUUGCAGUAUUUCUGUCUUCAUCCAGACAAAGCAUUGAAUUCAGUUCAGUUCUGUCCUCCAUCACCUUCUUCAAUCUUUUUUUCUGGACUGUCUGCUGUGGAGCGCCUCGGCCAUGGGGAGCAGUGUUUUCCCUGCGCCCUGGGGCGCCGUCGCGUCCCUGGAAACCACCGACGCGCUCCACUUGGCGCAGCUCCACCGGGCAGACAUGGCUCCCUCUCGGUGAAGCAUUGGGGACAAACCCUCUGCAACCCGGCGUGCUGUCAUGCCUGCAUGACGGCUACAAUGAGGAGACGACAUGGAGCCGCGCAGAGUGGACUGAGCCCGCACCAUGAAUGACAAAUACCACCGGGCGGCCCGGGACGGCUACCUGGACCUGCUGAAGGAGGCGACCAGGAAGGAUCUGAACGCCCCGGACGAGGAUGGAAUGACACCGACGCUAUGGGCCGCUUACCACGGCAACCUGGAGGCUCUGCGGCUCAUUGUUUCCAGGGGAGGAAACCCAGACAAGUGUGACAUAUGGGGCAACACACCGCUUCACCUUGCUGCAGCCAACGGUCACCUCAACUGCCUUUUCUUCCUGGUGUCUUUUGGGGCCAACAUAUGGUGCCUGGACAAUGACUAUCACACACCUCUGGACAUGGCAGCCAUGAAGAACCACAUGGAUUGCGUGCGCUACCUGGAUUCCAUUGCCGCCAAGCAGACGGGUCUGAAUCCCAAACUGGUCGGCAAGCUUAAGGACCGCGCGUUCCGCGAAGCAGAGAGGCGAAUCAAGGAGUGCGUGAAGAUGCAAAAGAAGCACCGAAAGCGCAUGGAAAGGAAGUUCCAAAAAGAGACGUCUGAAGCUUCUGCGUCCGACGCCAUGAGUUUCUCCAGUUACACUAGCAGCACUUUUAGCCAGAAGCUACGCAACUUCAACACAACCACUGUCAGUGUGCCAUAUUCUCAGGCGACUCUUCAUGCCACAAACAGAGGGAAGACAAAGAUCCAGAAGAAGCUUGAGAGGCGGAAACAAGGCGAUAGCACUUUCAAAAUCUAUGAAGACGGGAGGAAGAGUGUCCGCUCCCUUUCAGGGCUGCAGCUGGGUAACGAUGUCAUGUUUGUCAAACAGGGGACUUACGUCAACCCAAAGGAUCGUGGCCGCCGCAAUGUUCGCGAUAUGUUCCCAAGAGACAACGAUGAUGCCAUUUCUCGUGCCAUUAGUGAGCCGGACCUCCACGGGCCAGAUGUGGACUAUUCUGAGAUCAGCACUGACUCUGGACACGAUUCCCUUUUCAACAGACCCGGUCUGGGCACGAUGGUCUUCAGGAGGAACUAUGUGAGCGGGGGAAUGUUUGACCUCGGUAGUCGAGAUGCAGCCAGCGUGGCCCGGUCAGGCAAUAAUGUUCGUUUACGCAGUCGACUGCAGCCAUACCCCAGUCUAGAUGAAGACAGCAUUGGCAGCGCGCACAGCCUGCAGGAGAGGAACAUGGAGGAGCUGCCUUGGGAGGAUGUGGAUUUAGGACUGGAUGAUGACGAUGAACCCAAGACAAACCCGUUGGAGGUUUUCCUUGCCACACAAAGCAUGAGCGAGUUUUAUUCCAUAUUCAAAAGGGAAAAGAUUGACCUACCAGCUCUGGUGCUGUGCUCUGACCAUGACCUCAAGAGCAUUCAUAUACCUUUAGGACCAAGGAAAAAAAUCCUAGAUGCCUGUAGAAUACGAAUGGAGACCAUAGAAGAGCCGGACUGCAUUGAGGAUACAGAACUAUGACAGAAGUUGCAGUUGGGUUUCCUGCCGUGUGCUCAUUCACAUCUCAAUGGUCAGUGGAGCGUUUGGCCAUACAGACAGAGAGAACUUAGUGAUUUACAUUUUGUACCUCUAUGCAAAAAAAAGGCUUAAAAAGCUUCUGUCAAAACCAAUACAUCAAACACAGAAAAAUAAUAGUGGGAUAAAUGGUUAACAUGAUUCUUUUUCAGCGCUUUGUUGGUUCAGGAAACUCACCGGAAAUUAACUCUCCCAACUGGUUGAACGGUUGGAUCCGCUGCAAUGAGCAAUUUCACAAACUGAAAGAUAAUUAUCGGAUGGCAGCACUGCGCUGUGUUCUUGAAUGCCUCACAGUGUAACCAACAGAGAGCUUAUUGUGGGGUUCUUCUCCUGGAAUAUGUUUUCCCCCAAGGGGUAAAUCUAGAACUUCCACGUGCCUGCGUCGCCUGUGCAUUUGCUUAAAACAACAAUCUAUGCAUUUAUUUAAAAAAAA